GACGUGCUCAGUGGCGUCUUAAUCUCCGCCCUCAUCUUGUCCUCCACCUACCCGUACUGGGAGUCCAUCGAUCGGUUCCAGCUCUCCAGCAGCUUCUCCCCCCUGCUGGGCGUGUUUCUCCCCCUCUUCCUCAGCUACUCUUACCCCCAGUUGGACCACUACAGCACCACCAGGGGGGACACCACCACCAUACUGGGGGCGUCAGGAGGCUGCUGGGUGGGCUACUGGCUGGACCAUCAGCUGGGGGGACCGCUUCACCCUCUGGGGGAGAAGAUACCUGCACGUCUCCCCCCUCUGACGUUAAACUCUGUGUUUCGUGGAGGCGCUCGCUCCCUGCUGGGAAUCGUAGCUUUACUGGGAACUCGCCAGCUGGUGAAGACCCUCAGUCUGAAGGCGCUGUUCUCCUGCUACAGCGUGGAGAACAGUGACCCCAAUGCGAGGAGGAGGAGAGAAAUCGAAGUGCCGUAUAAGUUCGUCACGUACAUGGCUGUGGGGCUCGUUAACUCGAUAUUAGUCAACAGAGGGUUUGUUCUACUGGGGCUACUAUGACGCGUUACACUGAAAGAACUGAAACGUUGACUUUCUUUUUAAAGCACUUAAUGGUCUGAUUUUCAUAAAUGGACUGAGUUUAUAUCGCUUUUUGUCCAGAGCUUUUGCAUACUGUAUCCAAGUCAGAAUUCACCUAUUCAUUCAGAGGCUUCAACCUGCUCAAGGGAAGCUAACGCUCACAGCGUCAUGCCAUCGGGAGCAAUUCGGGGUUAAAUAGUUAGCCUAAUGAUACUUCCACAUGUUGAUCCCCCAAAACAACACUACCUCAGCUAAUGUAGCCAAAUGUGGACUACUACAGUGAACCAGUGAUGAGGGCCCGUCUCUUAAAGGCCGGCGCAAAAUAUAUACGUGAGUCUGUUUCCAUGGAACAUUUAACACAGCCAAAUCUGACCAUAUCUAUAACACCUGAGAACCUUACUUCAAAGGUGCUAUAUAUAAAUAAAUGUGCCUUGCCUUGAACUUUUCUUAGGCCUGAUUUAUCAGCUGUUAUUGUGAGAGGAACCUCAAGUGGGUCUCCUGUAACCUCUUAUGCACGUGUUAAAAAUAUUAGCUGUUUUUGUGUGUUUUCUUUUCUAUGUAUGUAUUUGUUGUGCCAUCACUGAGUUUGUAAAAAGAAAGAAAAGUAUUGAUAAAAAAAGAA
Notothenia coriiceps (black rockcod) is the source of this 1189-nucleotide messenger RNA. RefSeq names its product sphingosine-1-phosphate phosphatase 2-like. Lineage: Eukaryota; Metazoa; Chordata; Actinopteri; Perciformes; Nototheniidae. The record is from RefSeq and is a predicted model, not a curated record. Gene Ontology annotation, molecular function: sphingosine-1-phosphate phosphatase activity. The transcript has a single exon. Gene Ontology annotation, biological process: sphingosine metabolic process. Gene Ontology annotation, cellular component: endoplasmic reticulum membrane. The annotation marks the transcript as partial.